Molecule: messenger RNA, 1353 nt
Organism: Cladophialophora psammophila CBS 110553
Lineage: Eukaryota; Fungi; Ascomycota; Eurotiomycetes; Chaetothyriales; Herpotrichiellaceae
Product: methionyl aminopeptidase
Exons: 1
Coding region: 1-1353 (450 amino acids)
Biological process (GO): proteolysis
Molecular function (GO): metalloaminopeptidase activity
Source: RefSeq, a predicted model, not a curated record
AUGGCGGCAAAGACGGCCGACGAGCUCUCAAAGCUCGCUCUGAAUGGCAACACCACGAAACCAAACCCUCAGAUAAAAGGUACAAACGGCGUCAACGGCCAUUUAUCAGAUCAGGAUGACUCCGACGAUGACAAGGAUGACGAGGCCACCGCCAAUGCCGGAGGCGCGGACGGUAACACUGCCAGUGGUGCUGCAAAGAAGAAGAAAAAGAAGAAGCCAAAGAAGAAGAAGGCCACCGCAAAGGUCCAAUCUGACCCGCCCCGCGUGCCCCUCAAAGAUCUCUUCCCUAACAACACAUACCCUGUUGGCCAGGAGGUGGAAUACAAGGAUCACAACGCAUAUCGCACAACAAACGAGGAAAAGCGCCACCUUGACCGUAUGAACAACGAUUUCCUUCAAGAAUACCGCCAAGGUGCCGAAGUGCAUCGCCAAGUGCGUAAAUGGGCGCAGGCGAAUAUCAAGCCAGGAAUGUCCCUCACGGAGAUUGCGGAGGGGAUUGAAAAUGGCACUCGCGCUCUCACGGGGCACUGGGGACUUGAAGAGGGUGACAAUAUCAAGGGCGGUGUAGGCUUUCCGACAGGGUUAAGCAUCAAUCAUAUCGCGGCACAUUACACCCCCAACGCAGGCAACAAGUGGAUUCUGGGAGAGCAGGACGUCAUGAAAGUCGAUUUUGGUGUUCAUGUCAAUGGCAGGAUUGUCGAUUCCGCAUUCACCAUGUCAUUUGAUCCCAAAUACGACAAUCUCCUGGCCGCGGUCAAGGACGCCACCAACACCGGUGUGCGUGAGGCCGGGAUCGAUGUGCGGGUUGGCGACAUCGGCGGUGCGAUCCAGGAAGUCAUGGAGUCAUAUGAAGUCGAGCUCGAUGGAAAGACUUACCCUGUCAAAUCCAUUCGAAAUCUGAAUGGGCACGAUAUUGUCCAACACAGCAUCCAUGGCGGCAAGUCCGUUCCCAUUGUCAAAAGCCAUGAUCAAACAAAAAUGGAGGAGGGCGAGAUCUUCGCAAUCGAGACGUUCGGAUCGACUGGCCGUGGAUACGUGACCGAUGAUCUGGAAGUCUCUCACUACGCGCUCCGCUCUGAUGCGCCAAAUGUCCCCCUGCGUGUUCAAUCUGCAAGGAGUUUGCUGAGUGUCAUCAAGAAGAAUUUUGGAACUCUUCCGUGGUGCCGACGGUAUUUGGACAGACUGGGCCAGGAGAAGUACUUGCUCGGACUGAAUAAUCUAGUUAGUUCAGGCAUUGUGGAAGCAUAUCCACCGCUAGUGGAUACCAAGGGCAGUUACACAGCCCAAUUCGAGCACACUAUAUUGCUUAGGCCCACGGUGAAAGAGGUUGUGAGUCGGGGCGACGACUAUUAG